AUGAAAGUUCGUUCUUCUCAAAUAAUAUAUUUUCUUUAUCUUUUCCUUCUUUAUUCUUUCUUUCUUUCUUCUUCCGUUUGUCUACCUUUUGCCUCUCUUUCUUUCUUUCUCGCUUUCUCUCUCUCAAUUAUCCUCUUUUUCUUCUUUUUCCAUCCUUCCUCCACCUUCUUUCUUUCUAUUUAUCCUUUCUUCCUUCCUAUCCUUUCUUCCUUCUUCCUUUUCAUCAUUUCUCCAUUAUCUUUCUUUCUUUCCUUUUUUCGUCUUCCUUUUCAUUAUUUCUUCAUUUUCUGUCUUUCUUUCUUUCUUUCUUUCUUUCUUUCUUUCUUUCUUUCUUUCAUCUCAUCAUUCCUCCACUCUAUUUCUUUCGUUCUUUCUUUCUUUCUUUUCACUCUUUAUUCACUUUCUCUAUUUCUUUCUAUAGACCCUCUUUUUUUACUUUGUUUUCAUAAUUCUUGCAUUUUUUCUUUCUUUCUUUCUUUCUUUCUUUCUUUUUUUCUUUCUUCAUUUCCUCUCUUCCUUUUUCGUUUUAAUCAUUCCUCCACUUUCUUUCUUUUUUCCUCUCUUUCUUUCAUUUCAUCAAUCCUCCACAUUCUUUCUUUCUCUCUUUCUUCCUUCGUUCCUUUCUUUCUUUCUUUCUCAACGUUAUAUUUCAUUUCUGUAACAAUCCUCCAAACCUUCUUCUCUCUGCUACACUUCAUUUCAUUCCCUUUCUUUCUUUCUUUCUUUCUUUUCACCCUUCCUCUUCUUUGUUUUUUUUCCUAUGCUGGUUUGUUUGUUCUUUUCUUAUUGUUUACUUCCUUGUCCUACUCUCCACACCCACCUAAGCCAAUAUCCUCUCUCCGCCACCACCUCAUCACUUUAAUCGGACCUUCAUCCCUAGCCUUCUUCUUCUCCUGUUCUUUCUCCUCUCUUUGUCUUUUCGUCUUCCUUACCUGUCCUAAAAACGACACACGAAUCAAACUAACAAAAUCAAUUAUUCUCUUUUUUACUUCUUUCUUUCUCAAUUUUUCUAUUAGCAGAAUUUUUUUUCUGAAAACAUUGACGCGGGUAAUAAAAUCUGAUCUAUCUAUCUAUCUAUCUAUCUAUCUAUCUAUCUAUCUAUCUAUCUAUCUCAGUCUGUUCAUUAUCUAUCUAUCUAUCUAUCUAUCUAUCUAUCACAUCAUGUUCAUAUCUAUCUAUCUAUCUAUCUAUCUAUCUCUCUAUCUAUCUCUCUAUCUAUCUAUCUAUCUAUCGCAGUAUGAUCAUGCCUCUCUAUCUAUCUAUCUAUCUGUUUAUCGCAGCAUGUUAAUAUCUAUCUAUCUAUCGCAUGUUCAUAUCUAUUAUGUUCAUAUCUAUCUAUCUAUCUAUCUAUCUAUCUAUCUAUCUAUCGUAGCAUGUUCAUAUCUAUCUAUCUAUCUAUCUAUCUAUCUAUCUAUCGCAGCAUGUUAA
Acanthosepion pharaonis is the source of this 1428-nucleotide messenger RNA. Lineage: Eukaryota; Metazoa; Mollusca; Cephalopoda; Sepiida; Sepiidae. The record is from the annotation of a GenBank genome assembly.